AUGUCGCUGAAAUGUUUGAGCCGCGAUUCCUACCGGGUAGGAUGGAUAUGCCCCUUAGAGGUGGAACAGAUCGCGGCAAUGGAGAUGCUAGAUGAGGAGCACCAACCUCUUCCGCAACCCAGCGGGGACACAAACGUUUACAACCUCGGCAGCAUCAACAACCAUCACGUGGUCAUCGCUGGUCUUCCUCGGGCAGGGAACUGCUCCGCAGCCACUGUCGUCACUCAAAUGAGGAUGACCUUCCCAAAUCUCAAAUAUGCCUUGUUGGUGGGGAUUGGGGGCGGCGUCCCGACAAAGACAGACUGGGGAAUGAUCCGUCUAGGACAUGUGGUCGUUAGUGAACCGACAGGUGUCCACUCCGGGGCGAUACAGUACGACCAUGGGAAGGCGAAGGCGGGUCACUUUGAACGCAAAGGUUUCCUCGAAGCUCCGCCAACGGCCCUUCUUAACGCUGCACGAGAAUUGGCUGUCCGGCGCCAGCGGGUGGAUGAUGAUCCAAUUUGGGGGAACCUGGGGCGGAUCCAAACUAGCCGUCGAAGACUUCGCCGCUUUAAGUUCCCUGGCGCCGUGAAUGACUAUCUCUACCCGUCCAACUAUACACAUGGGCAGCAAGGGGUACCGUGUGAAGAUAGUGGAUGUGACCCGAGGCAGCGUAUCGAGCGACCGACAGACGAGGAAGACGACUCGUUUAUUGUUGUACACCGAGGCACAAUAGCAUCAGGGGAGUUGGUGAUAAAGGAUGCUAAGAAGAGAGACGACAUGGCGCAGGAGUAUGGGGUACUAUGCUUUGAAAUGGAGGCUGCAGGAGCCCUUACCGAUUUCCCAUGUAUGGUGAUUCGAGGCAUCUCCGACUAUUGCGACUCGCAUAAGAACGACCAGUGGCAUGGUUACGCAGCGGCGGUAGCGGCCGCUUAUGCGCGGCAGUUAUUUUUCCAUAUGUCCAUUGAAGAGGUGCAACGGAAUUCGAAUUCGAGACAAAUAACUUUCGAGCUUCCACUUAACCUGUCCGAGAUAUCCGAAGUGACCCGGUUCGUUGCACGAGAAGAUAAGCUUAAGAGAAUGGAAGAGAUCUUCGAAACAACUAUUGGACGCCGUACUGCCGUGGUGCAUGGAUUGGGUGGUAUUGGCAAGACGCAGCUAGCUAUCGCAUAUAUCAAACGAAAUCGGUCUCAUUACUCGGCGACAAUCUGGCUGAAUGCGAGAGAUGAAACAGCAUUAAAGCAAAGCUUUGCUCGCACAGCUGAGUGGAUUCUACGCCACCACCCGUCUCUUACAUACAUUGCAGGUGCUUUGGAGAGCCGAGACUUGGACGAGACGGUGAAAGCGGCUAAACGAUGGCUGGACGACCGGAUGAAUGAUCGCUGGUUGAUCGUCUAUGAUAACUAUGAUAAUCCCCUACCGGGCAACCAGACAGGGAAAGGCAUAAGCUAUACUUCCUCUGUCGAGGCAGGUACAUAUAGCGAUGACGAUAAAGAUCUUGCAAAGGCUUUUGAUCUUCGGAAAUUCCUGCCCGAGACCGACCAUGGUGCUAUCAUUGUGACCACGCGGUCCUCUAUGGUAAAGCUAGGCCAGACUAUUCACUUACGCAAGCUAGAGGAUAUCAAUGAUAGCCUUGAGGUCCUGGCUUCCGUCUCUGGCCGUGAAAAUUUAAGACAAGACCCUGCAGCUGCUGAUCUUGCGAGGCAGCUUGAUGGACUUCCUCUGGCCCUCGCGACAGCUGGCGCAUACUUAGAGCAAAUUUCGAUUAGCUGCACCGAGUAUCUCCAGCUGUACCGAGAAUCAUGGCAGCAAUUACACGAAGAGACGCCGCAACUGGCGGCAUACGAUCAAACGUUGUACUCAACAUGGAAUCUCACAUAUCGAUAUAUUCAGCAGCAGAGUCCAAUUGCAGCUAUGCUUCUCCGACAAUGGGCGUAUUUUGCUAGUGAAGACUUGUGGUAUGAGCUGCUGGAGGAUAGUGGCCCGAAGAAGCCGGAAUGGCUGGACGCACUGACAAAGACCAAGCUCAUAUUUCACGCAAGCUUACGAAUUUUGUGCAGCCACGGGCUCGUUGAAGCUGGUCCGACUACCACUUUACAGAGAGUGGAGUCACGAGGCUAUAGCGUACACGGCUGCGUUCAUUCGUGGAUGAUUCAUGUGCUGAACCAGGGGCUUGAAAAUAGUAUGGCCUGGAUAGCAGUCGAAUGCGUAGCGGCGCGUGUGCCUGGGAAUGACGAACAGGAAUUCUGGCUUUUACAACGGCGGCUUAUUGCACAUGCAGACAGAUGUUUGGAGACAAUAAGAAAUAUAGAAAUUAAUGGUGAGGCCGCGGGGGCUCUGCAUUCUUUGGGUUUUCUCUACGCAGAUCAAGGCCGGCUCCAGGAGGCAGAGGCGAUGUACGAACGAGCGCUAGAAGGCAAUGAGAAGGCGUGGGGACGAGAACACACGUCGACGCUUAAUACCGUCCACAACCUCGGCAACCUCUACGUAUUUCAAGGCCGGCUCCAGGAGGCAGAGGCGAUGUACGAACGAGCGCUAGAAGGCAAUGAGAAGGCGUGGGGACGAGAACACACGUCGACACUUGAUACCGUCAACAGCCUCGGCAGCCUCUAUCGGAAUCAAGGCCGGCUCCAGGAGGCAGAGGCGAUGUACGAACGAGCGCUAGAAGGCAAGGAGACGAUGUGGGGACGAGAACACACGUCGACGCUUAAUACCGUCCACAACCUCGGCAACCUCUACGCAGAUCAAGGCCGGCUCCAGGAGGCAGAGGCGAUGUACGAACGAGCGCUAGAGGGCUGCGAGACGGCGUGGGGACGAGAACACACGUCGACACUUGAUACCGUCCACAGCCUGGGUCUUCUCUACGUAGAUCAAGGCCGGCUCCAGGAGGCAGAGGCGAUGUACGAACGAGCGCUAGAAGGCUACGAGACGGCGUGGGGACAAGAACACACGUCGACACUUGAUACCGUCAACAACCUCGGCAACCUCUACGCAGUACAAGGCCGGCUCCAGGAGGCAGAGGCGAUGUACGAACGAGCGCUAGAAGGCUACGAGACGGCGUGGGGACAAGAACACACGUCGACGCUUAAUACCGUCCAUAACCUCGGCAACCUCUACGUAGAUCAAGGCCGGCUCCAGGAGGCAGAGGCGAUGUACAAACGAGCGCUUGAAGGCUACGAGGCCGCUUUUGGGGCGGCCUCAACUUUCACCUAUAUCCCUGCCUUGCACACUCUGCGGAACUUUGGCGUUCUAUGCGAAAGGAACGGGCAAGUUCAUACUGCUCUGCUGUAUUAUCAGCGGGCACUGGUGGGCACUGAGGCUGUUUGGGGCCAGUAUCACGAACGGUAUUUUUGGCUUUCCACCAAAUUAACUUCUUUGGAGCGUGACACACAUGAAGUUUCUGAAAGAGAAGAGCCUGUUCAAAUGAAUACCAACCGGAGGCUAAAAUGGAAGAAACUAGGAGCCAAGCUCUCCGGUAUAUAUAAGCCAAAAUAA
Molecule: messenger RNA, 3474 nt
Organism: Penicillium verrucosum
Lineage: Eukaryota; Fungi; Ascomycota; Eurotiomycetes; Eurotiales; Aspergillaceae
Product: Disease resistance protein
Exons: 3
Coding region: 1-3474 (1157 amino acids)
Biological process (GO): nucleoside metabolic process
Cellular component (GO): kinesin complex
Molecular function (GO): catalytic activity; protein binding
Source: RefSeq, a predicted model, not a curated record